This is a messenger RNA of Morone saxatilis (striped sea-bass), 1318 nucleotides long. It is a transcript of the gene pnrc2, whose product is annotated as proline-rich nuclear receptor coactivator 2. The coding region runs from base 453 to 923 and encodes 156 amino acids. Gene Ontology annotation, biological process: nuclear-transcribed mRNA catabolic process, nonsense-mediated decay. NCBI's taxonomy places the organism in Eukaryota, Metazoa, Chordata, Actinopteri, Moronidae. Gene Ontology annotation, cellular component: nucleus; P-body. The record is from RefSeq and is a predicted model, not a curated record. The transcript has 3 exons.
CAUUUUGUUGCAAUUCAGACGGAGUCGGGAGAGUGAGAGAGAGAAAAGUGGCGUCCUACGGCCACUUUUAACACCACAUAAGCUUCGAAAGUGACGGACUUGUGGGGGAAAUAUAGCUCUGCUGUGCUUCCUACAUAGUCCGCCGAGGGAUUUCACUAAAUUUUUUUUCUUUCUGACGAAGGGCUUCAUCAACCAAGCCUGAAGAAGUCGGUACUCGACUUCUUGGAGCAUCGUGUGCCGAGGUGAGUUGAUGUUCAGCUCGGCUCCACAGCAAAACAACGCUCAUUGGCACAUGAAAACCUUAGACCUUGCUGGACAAAAAAGUGCAGUGAGAAGUAGACUGAGAACUACUUCGAGGACCUGGGGCCCGAUUGGCGGUGAAAGAUUGAAGAGAGAGCUCUGCUUCGUCGACUUUCUAACAACAAAGAGGUGACACGUAGUGCUGAAGCAUUAUGGGAGGCGGAGAGAGGUACAACAUUCCAGUUUCCCACCCGGAGCGCCCGUUCCCCAAGAAGAACCACCAGCUUGGUCGGGCUAAGCAGAGAAGCCGUGAUCAGAACGGGGCAGCAGCAUCUGCAGGAGGGGUAGGGGGUCUUCACCACCAUGGCCACCGCCGGAGCGAGAAAGGCGCAGCCUACCACAGGUCUCCAGAGGCGCGGCAGGCCGUGUCUGCAGACAAGAAUGCUUCUGCCCGCUUUGCCACCAACUAUGAUCAGAACUGGGAGGGUGCUGUGUCUCACCUCAAUACGCUCCUGGCCACCCAGGGAAGUCCGAGCUACGCAGGGCCCAAGUUCAGCGAGCCACCCUCACCCAGCGUGUUGCCCAAACCCCCCAGCCACUGGGUGUCCUUCCCAAUGGGCUCCUGCGACAACAGGGAGAUGAUGGCCUUCCAGCUCAAGAGCCUCCUAAAGGUGCAGGCCUGAGAGGGAUACUCACAUCUGAUGAUAACAAAAAAAAAAAAGCCAAUGAACUGGGAUUCUCUUGAGGGCACCCACCCACCAGGAACACCUCAGUGCUGUAAUUCUUUUAGAUGUUUUUAGAUUGACCCCUUAGUGUGAAGUGUGAGGCACUUGCAGCAGUGUUUGCUGUGAAUGUUUAUUUUAACACACUUUUUUUAAACAAACCAAUAUUUCAAGAUAUUACAGCCCCUGAGCCUUGCUGGUCGGUGAUGCUUUUAUUGGAGUCAGUUUCUAUGACUAUUGACAAACUGGAUAUCCUUUAUACUUGUUUUGUUCUUUUUAAUGUUGGCUGUCAAAGCAGAUUGAGUGCUUUUUUUUCCUCUACCAAACAAGGGUUAUAGUAUAGGUCAGGUAAAUUC